UCCUGGCAAUGCGGGUGACGUCAUGAGCGUCCUGCUGCCCAACAUGGCGGACUUUGAUACUAUCUAUGAGCUGGACGAAGAGGAGGAGCGGGUGGUGAACGAGGAACACCUCACGAGAUACUGUCCAGAGCCAGUUGUCAUGCGGGGAGCCGGGCACAUUACCGUAUUUGGUUUGAGCAACAAGUUUGACACUGAGUUUCCUUCAAUUCUUACAGGGAAGGUUGCCCCAGAAGAAUUCAAGACAAGUAUUGGUCGAGUCAAUGCAUGUUUAAAAAAAAACCUUCCUGUAAAUAUAAAGUGGUUACUUUGCGGCUGCCUUUGCUGCUGUUGCACACUGGGCUGCAGUCUUUGGCCAGUUAUUUGUCUCAACAAAAGAACAAGAAGAUCAAUACAAAAGUUAUUAGAAUGGGAAAACAACAGACUCUAUCAUAAGCUUGGCCUACACUGGAAAUUAAGUAAAAGGAAAUGUGAAAGCAGUAAUAUGAUGGAAUAUGUAAUUCUUAUAGAAUUUUUACCCAAAUAUCCUAUAUUUCGACCUGACUGAAGAAAUGUACAAGACCUCCUGGCACAAGUUUUCAUUCCUACCCUUAGUGCCUUGUAGUUAAGUUGGAUGAGCAACUUUCUGCACUGCUGUGUUGUAAUAAAUGUACCCAAUUCCCUUUACAAUAGAAUCUCAACACUGUCACUUUCCUUUUAGAGCAAAUUUUGCACAUUCAUUUAUUUACAUUAAGUGAUGAUCCUUUGUUGCACUUUGCUAUGGUUGCUGAAUUUUGUCGUGAUGAACAAGUAGGGUAAUCACAAGAAAACUAUAAAAUGUGCAGAGGAUAAAGUGCCACUUGACCUCAGCUUGUUCUAUAUAACUGUAAAAAGUUAUGUAGAAACUGAAAAGUUGGAGUUGUUCUGUUUUUGUUAUUUUGUUAUGUAGCAAAUCAGAUGGCUGUUUUAUCUCAAAGUUUUCAAUAUCUGAUUACUGAUUUGCAUUCAGGGAUCUAUAAAAGAUCAGUCUUCUAUCCAUCUGUUUAAAUAUAAAACAUGUAUUUAUAUGUGUCUGUGUGUAUGUAUGUAUAUAUAUAUAUAUAUAUGUGUGUGUGUGUGUGUGUAUAUAUAUAUAUAUAUAUAUAUAUAUAUAUAUAUAUAUAUAUAUAAAAUAUCACAGUCAAUUUUCCAUUUAAAAAGUGUUCAGUUAUUUCAGAAGAAUAAUGUAAAACAUUAAACAGAGGCAAAAAACACCAUCAAUCUGUAUUGCACUUUGGAAAUUAAGGGAGGUCAAGAAAAAGAGUCUGUAUAUUCUGCUUUAAUACAUAAUGUACAGUGUGUUAUGCUAUUGUUUACAGAAUGUAAUAUAGCUGUUUAUUGUAUUGCCAAGAAUUUAUUGUACAUUUCUUUAUGAAUGAAAUUUCUUAGCAACUUAUAAAUUUUUAUGGACCAGUUUACCUUUAAGCCAUAAUAAUUGUACGGUAUUUGUAGUAUUAGGUCAGGGGUUAAAAUUUGCACUUAAGUUAUAAUAAGUUAAUAUGGCCUAAUUUAAGUAUAUGUAUGUACAUAUACACACCAACCCAUAUAAACAAAAUGUUUUAAGAGAUUUUAUCAGACAACACAAAAGAGAGAUUCAAUUAUUAAAUCGGUAGUUUCCCUGAUGUACAUAGGUUUGGUUGGUAGCAGGGAUAGAAAUAAUUCAUUCAAAGUUAAAUGUGAAUAAUUAAAUCUUAUUUGACACCAAAACAACAUGCAAAUGUAUAAUUUUUAUUUACUGCACUUUUAAAAUCUCAAUAUACAUUUUGUUUUUUAUUUUUGUUUUAUGGCAGAAUAAAUAAUUCAGUUUAUCCGCUUUUUAAAGACUUUGAAAUUUUAUAAUUACUUGACUUAAUCUGCCAUUUCUGUUUACAAGGUUAUAUUUGAAAAACAUUUUAAACCAUAUAUAGGUAGAAACCAUAGCAUAUUUACACACCCUGUCAUAGCUGUUCCCCUAAAUUACUACAUUUAUUUCCAGUAAAAAUAGAAAACCAAUAUGUAAUAACAAGGCCAUUUUGUUUUUUAGGAAAAUUCCAUUCAGAAUAUUCAACUAUAUACCGUAGUUCCAAAAGAAAAGAGUGAACUACAUAAUAAGGUUUAUUUAUUUAAUUUUUUUUUUUUUUUUACGGAGACCCUACUCGGAAAGGCUCAACAUUAUAGGAAAUGUGUCAGUUUUUGAGGGUUAUAUGCUAUUACAACUGCAAGUACCAUUUUACAUGAUAACAUUACUAAUAGCUGUGGCAUAAUUCCAAAGCUUUUUAAACUUAAAUUGUCUCUGAAACAUAAUCAGAUAACGCUUGAAGACAUAUAAAUGUAAAUUUUGCUUCUUCUUUUACUAAUGAUCUGAGUGAAUGUGUCAGGUAAGACCAAAUGCACUAAAGUUUAAAAUGCACAAAAUUGAUUAAUUUGGUUUUGAUGUACAGUUAUACUGAUGUUUUUGUAUCUUGUCAUCCAGGCAUAUGGCCUUACUAGGCAGGUUUCAUGUUUGUUGUAACAAGAUAAUAAAAGGUAUAUUAUGAUUUGUUUAGAUGGGAUAAAAGCUUAUUUUUAUAGGUCACAUUUCAGUUUGCCAGUAUUUUUCAAAGAAUUGUCAGUCCAGAGUGGUGAUUUUUUUUUAUUAAAGUUAAUGUCUGUUGGUUCUAUAAUAAUGUAUUUAUGUAACAGCCAGUCUUAAAGUAAUAUUUAAUACCUGUAUGAAUGGUUAAGAGAAACUGAUUUUUAAACAUUCAUGCUAUAUUAUUAAAUUAAUUGAUGUUAAACUCAUUUUGUGCAUAUUUUAGUUUCAUUAGAAUAUAAUAAUUUAAUUAUGUAAACCUUUUCUGAUAACUAACUUGUACUUAAAUGUUGUUGUCUCAUUAUGAGGUUUUUAAAAGAUUUUUCAGAAGAAGAAACAAAAACACACAUUGGCACUACAAGUGGCUGGGAAAAGAACACUUUUUGAGACAUAAAAACAAUUGUAUCACUACAUUUUGGCCACAAACCGUUUUCAGGUUCCAGAAUGUAUACUGUAGUUGGGCAUAAUUGAAAAUGUGCCAAAAGAAACUGAAUGGUGUACUUGUGGAAAUCUGUGAAUGCCACUUUUGUCACUUGUUUGUUAUAAAAUAGUCGCGAAAAAUCUCAGGAUUGAAAUGUUCUAAUAAAGGUAACAUGAUUCACAA
This is a messenger RNA of Erpetoichthys calabaricus (reedfish), 3170 nucleotides long. It is a transcript of the gene chic1, whose product is annotated as cysteine-rich hydrophobic domain 1. NCBI's taxonomy places the organism in Eukaryota, Metazoa, Chordata, Cladistia, Polypteriformes, Polypteridae. The coding region runs from base 23 to 544 and encodes 173 amino acids. The transcript is spliced from 6 exons. The record is from RefSeq and is a predicted model, not a curated record.